This is a messenger RNA of Camelina sativa (false flax), 1526 nucleotides long. RefSeq lists its product as uncharacterized. Lineage: Eukaryota; Viridiplantae; Streptophyta; Magnoliopsida; Brassicales; Brassicaceae. The record is from RefSeq and is a predicted model, not a curated record.
ACAAUAGAGAGAGCCACGUGCACAUAUGGCCUUGUAACGUUCACUCCCAACGGUUACAAUCUUCUUCUCCUUCUUUUUCUCUCCAUCCAAGAAUUCUUUCUCUCCUCUCUGUGUGUCUCUCUCUCUCUCUCUAUCUCUCUGUAUUUCUCUAAUGGAGCCUGCUCAGAUCGAUUGGAAGCGAAUCGAUUCUCGUUUUGUUGAAGACGUCUUCUACGAACACAUCAGAGCGCCUAAGUGGUUCGAUUUCUUGGCUCCAAGCCAUUUAGACACUGUUGACGACGAUGCUUGGUUCUGCAAACCUGACUGUAAUCACCCCAAGAGACCUGAAGACUUUUUCUCAACGCCCACUUCUUCCAAGCAUCCGGGUCUGAGGGAUACGAAUGAGACUCUAGGAGUUGGAGAGCAGAAUCAGAGGAGGAGGGGAUAUGGCUUAUCACCGUCUACUCCAAAAACCCAAGAAAGUGAAAAUCAGAACCCAAACUUAGCCACACCUCCAAGCUACCAAGUCAAAUCCUGGAGAUCAGCAAUUAAAUCAACUUCCGUCAAGAAACCGAAUAAAGAAGCACCGAGACUAAAGAGCACACAAUCUGCUAGGCAUCUGUUUUCAGGAAGAGACAUAUUUGGGCACAUCUCAGAUUUCUGCUAUGAGUUGAAGAGAUUAGCCACAAGGGUAACUGAGAGAGAAGAUACUGGGAAGUCCGAAGUGAAGGAGACUCAUCAUCAAGUGGGUGGUGGGGUAAUAAACCAGCCUUACUCUGCUCAUGACUUGGAAUUGAAAAAAGAAAGAAAGCCAUUGCUUGAAGUAAGCAAAGAUAAACUCCAAGAGUCCACGGAUGUUAAAGGAAGCACCUUUAAAGAGAACCGUAGAAGAAAGAAGAGAGUGGAUGAUGCAGAGAACAUUCCUGUCUCACUUAAUGUGGAGACUGUACUAAAGAACAAAGGAGAGGAUGGUAGAAGAAACAAGAGAAUGGAUGAUGCAGAGAACAUCCCUGUUCCUCUAAAACUGGAGACUGUAAAGAACAAAGGACACGAACGAUUCCUGCAGCAAAUCAGAACAAACCCACCAUCUCCUCAAUGCUUCUCAGAGAACCGGACAGCUUCUUUGAAACCCUUGAGGACCAAACCUACGGAAGUGUUGAAGAGAAAAGAGGAUGAAGCAGAAGAAGAGAAGAACAGAAAGAGUGGAGAAGCCAAGGAAGCAGCAAGGGGAUUGGACGUUCUCUGGUUCUUAAAGCCUUGCACUUUAGCCAACUAAAAACAACUUUUUUCAAAAAUUCAUUCGAUAUUUGAUUCAUUCUUUUUGUUAAUUUCCUUUGUUUCAACUGUAACUACUACUAAACGAGAUGAUAAUUUUGCUCAGAUUCCCACAUAUGUAAUCCCUGAGCAAUUUGAUUCAAUCUCUCACUUUUCUUUACACAUACACCGAUUUGAUUUUAAAAAUAAAACAGAGAUUAGAGAACAAAAAGAGGGAGAUCUGUCUCUAAUCAUUAUUAAGAUCAACAACCACCAAAAAAAAAAAAAAAAAA